ACACUCACUGUAGUGCUGCCGUUAACAAUCAUUAAUGUUUUGCUCCUUCUGGCCUCUCCACUCCUCGAUCUAUAACACUUCCUUUCUCUCUCUCUUCUCUUCACAAUUGUGAAGCCCUAGACUUCAAUUAUUAACUCCAGGAACAGAAUGAAAAGCAAGAUCGAGCAAGACGAUGAUCCCGAUCAAAACAAGAAGAUGUUUCAGCAUUCUCUGAAGCAGCAAUCGAAGGCUGAGAUUCACCCUCCACUCAAACGCUUACUCACUGAAACGAAUUUCGCUUCUUCAUCGACUCCGGUUGAAAAAAGAGACCGACCUGAGAAGAAGCACAGGAACUCUGAAAAUUAUCCUCGUCAUGACUGCAAAACUGAAGGAGAAUAUGAAAAGGAAGGGACAGGGAAAAAGUCAGAGAGUGAUCAAGAAAGUGAAUUGAAAGAAACUGGUUACGUGGCGUCUCGUAGUGAGUCAGAGGAUGAUGAUGACUUCAAUGAUAGUACUUAUGAUGACGACGAAGAGGAGCAGGAUAUUGAAGGGUCUGAAGACGAGGAAGAUGUAGUAGAACUUGGUAUGUUGCCGAACAGGCUUGCCAUUGUAGAAAUGGACUGGAGAAGUUUUAAGGCUGGUGACUUAUUUGGAAUAUUGAGCUCCUAUCUGCCAAAAGAUGGACGGAUUUUGUCUGUGGCAGUCCAUCCAACUGAGUUUGGAAUUCAGUGUAUGAAAGCGGAAAAAGUCUGUGGUCCUUUUGGCCUAGUUGAUGGUGAACGCAAGAACUCUGAUGGAGAAGCCGUUGAAUUAACUAAUGAAGAGAAAUUGCAUGCUUAUAAUAAAAGUACUCUAAGGUACAAUUAUGCUGUAGUAGAAUGUGAUUGCAGUACAACAGCAAACCUUCUUUAUAAAGCUUGUUAUGGACUUGAGUUUGAAGGAUCAGCAAUCAAGCUUAUUUUGAAAUUCAUUCCCGACAAUAUGGAGUUUCAAUAUCCACCCCUGGAUGUUGCAACAGAGGUUCCUGCAAACUAUAGGGGUUUAGAUUUUUAUACCAAAGCACCACAGGAGGACAGAAAUCUUGAUCUUUCUCUAGAUGACAAGUCACCAAUUCAAGCAAAGAAUUUUUCUCGAAAAUUUAUCGCUGAUCAGCUGGCUGAAUUGGAUCCCACUAAUCCUCUGCUCAAAAGAAGUCUUGUGUGUUGUAGGAGUGCAACAUAUGCUUUGCAAGUAUCACAAAGGCAACAAAAUGUUGAUCAAAGGGAACCUGUUGCUAAUGGGGUAAACAUUUCUGAUAUAAACCCUUCAAAGAUAGAAAAGUAUGACUUUUCUUCAAUUCUUAGGGUACUUCAGAUGAAGUCAAAGCAGUUUGAGAUUAUUUGUAAAUAUUUCAACUAGUGUAAUUACCUACUUAUAAGAAUAUAAAUAUAUCAAUGUAAGACUUGAUUGCUUUUAUUGUAUAUUACUGGAAGGACUGUAAUGCAUAUAUGUUUUGUUA
Molecule: messenger RNA, 1477 nt
Organism: Mangifera indica (mango)
Lineage: Eukaryota; Viridiplantae; Streptophyta; Magnoliopsida; Sapindales; Anacardiaceae
Product: ESF1 homolog
Exons: 7
Coding region: 148-1377 (409 amino acids)
Biological process (GO): rRNA processing
Molecular function (GO): RNA binding
Source: RefSeq, a predicted model, not a curated record